This is a messenger RNA of Lepisosteus oculatus (spotted gar), 3168 nucleotides long. It is a transcript of the gene plpp3, whose product is annotated as phospholipid phosphatase 3. Lineage: Eukaryota; Metazoa; Chordata; Actinopteri; Semionotiformes; Lepisosteidae. Gene Ontology annotation, biological process: signal transduction; phospholipid metabolic process; phospholipid dephosphorylation. Gene Ontology annotation, molecular function: phosphatidate phosphatase activity. The record is from RefSeq and is a predicted model, not a curated record. Gene Ontology annotation, cellular component: plasma membrane.
UGCGGGGGGGAAGUAGGAGGAAGAAGGAUUCAUAAAACAGAAGGCGAUCAGCAUGCAGUUCAGAGUGCUCCGCUCGGUUCAAACCAUUUGUACGGACGAGAGUUGCACAGAAUCCCCCAUUCAUUAUAAUCUAGAAGUAGUCCACUUUUUUCUUGUUUCUUACAGCGACGGGGACGUAUCGAAGAAGCCUGCAACAGCUCAAGCUUCUUAGGUUUCUUCAUUUUUUCUUAAAACGGGACAUUGGUGUUGAAUAAAAUAAGGAGCUUAAACAAACGGAAAACACAUCGGUCCAUAACUAAGGUAAACUUUGCUGGUAGAAGUACAGUUACUGUAAGUUAGAGAGUUUUUUAGAACUUCACACGACGAGUUUUCGUUGUUGAAAAGUAGAUUUAGGGCUGACUCGCUGUACACAUACUAGAGUGCGAUUCCCGUAUUUUUGUCUUGGAUUUUAAAUAAAGAGAAAGUUUUCUCAAAUGCAAAACUACAUGUACGAAAAAGCAAUGGCACCAGAGACCAGGAACGGAGGAACAGCUACGUUAAAUAAUAACAAUAACGGCAAAGACAACAGCAAGAGGAAAUUGCUAAUCUGCAUGGACAUCUUCUGUUUGAUUUUGGUCAUGCUGCCAUCGAUAGUGCUGAACAAGGCGGGCGUCCAGCCCUUCCAGAGGGGCUUCUUCUGUGAUGAUGACAGCAUCAAGUACAGCUUUAAGAGAAGCACCAUACCUUCUCCGGUGCUGCUGGCAGCGGGCAUGAUUCUGCCAGUCGCUUCUAUCAUCACUGGGGAGUGCUACAGGAUUCACUACCUGAAUGAGGGAUCCAAGUCCUUCAUCAGUAACCCCUAUGUUUCCACCCUCUACAAGCAAGUGGGGGUCUUCAUCUUCGGCUGUGCUGUCAGCCAGUCCUUCACCGACAUUGCCAAAGUGUCUGUGGGUCGCAUGCGUCCUCACUUCCUUGCUGUGUGCGAGCCGGAUUUUUCUCGUAUUAACUGCUCCGAUGGGUACAUCACUGACUACUUCUGCAAAGGAGAAGAGAGCCGGGUACAGGAAGCAAGGAAAUCCUUCUUCUCUGGCCAUGCCUCCUUCUCCAUGUAUACCAUGCUGUAUUUGGCAUUCUAUCUCCAGUCUCGGUUCACCUGGAGAGGUGCUCGCCUUCUGCGUCCUCUGCUGCAGUUCACCUUGAUUAUGAUGGCAUUCUACACUGGCCUGUCCCGGGUCUCCGACCACAAGCACCAUCCCACCGAUGUCCUGGCAGGGUUUGUGCAAGGCGCCCUGGUGGCUUACUGCAUAGUGUUUUAUGUGUCGGAUCUCUUCAAGCCCAAGAUAAAGACCACCACCCCACCACCAUCUCCCAUUAAAAAAGAACUGCUUCCUUCAGCAGACAUAAUUGAACGUAACAACCAUCACAACAUGGUGUGAGCAAGCAGCGGAACAGUUUAAACAAUGAAGAACAGACCUGUGACAGGUGAACAGCAUCACAAUGCUGCUUCUCUUUCUCAUCUGACAGUAGAAUGUAGGGAAGAGAGACUUUUUUUUUACUUCUUCUGUUUUUACCCACAAGUCAAGCAAAAAGGACUGAAAAUGGAGAGUUUUGAGACCAUUGCUUCCAGUUCGCAUGCAAAGAACUUUCUCUGAGAUUGUAGGAGUUACUACAAAUAUACCGACAUGAAGUGUAGCUGUGAAGAUAUGCAGCUGGUUAAAGUCAGAGUUCACCAUUUUGUAUUAUCUCUGUGGCCUUGGUAUUGGACAACAAAUUCCUUAUGUAUAGGAAUGUUUUUUUUCUGCAAUUUACUAGCAAUGAUAUAUUAACAAUAUAAAAUAAUUUAUAGAACUAUAUUCAAACUCAUUGUCAACUAGUCUAGGAGCAAUAAUUAUUAGAAAGCCUGUUGAUAUUUUUGUAUGACACCAAGGAGAUUCUAGCCUUAGAAUACAAAGUGAGGGAAGGAUCAUUCUGAUGGAUAAGCUUGGCUCAUGUCUGUCCCUUACUGGAAUCCUCCGGUUACUUCAAGCAUAGUAGUGCAGAGUCUGCAGUAUGAGCUUAUGUUUAACAUUUGGUGAUUUAAUCUUUUGUAAAGGCAUCAAGCUUGCUCAAAGUAUUCAAUAUACCAAUUCAACUCCAUGGGAUGUUGCAAAAGUCAUUAAAGCAUGGAAGGGGUGGGAAAAACAAUCUAGAUUAUCAGAUGCCUGUUAAAAACGUAUUUUUUAUAUAUUUUUUUGCUUUGAAGGCAAUGUGAAAUGGAUGUUUUAUCAUCACUGCCUCCCGUCACCAGCCGUACUGUAAAAGCAUGGCUGUGCCAUGCUGAGCUGUGAUGGUGGUAGGGUUUUCAGUACCAGGUGGGUGGGUGUUAGGGGGGAGUUGGGGUUAGGGAAAUGGGGAUCAGUUGUGACCGUCCUUGGGGUUGACUCCCAGGGAGUGCCGGCACAUUGGCGUCAGGGCUUCCUGCUGGCUGGGAAGUGUUGACACAGUCGCACGUAAACAGAACUAUACAUUCCAGGAGUACAGCAGACAAGCCCCCACACGCAGCUUCAGUAAUAAGGCCUGGCUGUUCCAAUAUGCGCAAUGAAUCAUGACGUCUGCCUUCACCUGUGAUGCAUGGAGCAUGUUUCACAACAACAUCAAAGCCAAGCCAAGGGUUUAGGAUUUAUUAAAAAUAUUUUCUCAUAUAUAUAUAUCUUUCUAGUAUAUUCUUACUGUAAAGAUACAUAUGUGCUGUGGGUUUUAUUCUGAAUUUUAUUAGCAAUCAGUGCAUCUUAUCAUUUGUGAAAAAAGGUUACUAAAUGACUAGGGAAUGUUAACUGCAAAUAAAGCAUACAGUAUUCUCAAUGAACACAAUAACAUUACAAGAAUCUCUGAACUGUUGCACAUCCUUUUCAUUGUAUAGUCCGUCCUAUCAUUUCAAUCAUAACAAGCUCUGUUUAUUUUUUUAUAAAUAUAUAAAUAAUGUAUAGAACACUUAAAGUAACUAUGUAAAAUAUUUUCUGAAACUUUCAGAUAUUAUAUCCACUAUGAAUAAGUGUCAUGACCUGUGUUAUUUACAAAGUGCUGCUUAAAAAAAGCAUUGACCUAUUUUGUAUGUAGUUAACUAAAAUAUUGUAGAAUUGUAAUAGAUUUUUUUUUAAUAAAGGUUAAAAAAGCUACACCUACAAUUGUAUUAAAAUUACUUGUAGUAUU